AGGUAUUUUAAUUUUUUCACCUGAACUCUUUAUAGGUGCUGCUAAGCCUUUGAUAAGUUUUACACCAUGAAAGACUACUACUGAACAAAACUUAGUCUUAGUGAAAGAACUUUAAUAAGCUUGACUAAACAUUUAGAAAGCACAUUGUGUUCAGUGAAACUUUCUAUAUAAUAAAUAGAAUAAUAAAAGAGUGUAUUGGAUGACUAGUCUGUAGUUGCCUCAAGGAAUGCAUACAAUGAAAAAGUUAUUUUGGUUAUUUCCUCAAAAUAGCCAACAUAAUAGGGAAAAUGGAGAAAAUGUACUCUGAACAACAUGGAAAGGGAACCUGAAAAUCUAAAAUGUAAUCUUGGAGAAAUGACAUUAGAAAACAAAACCAACAAAAGAGAAUACUCUCCAAAAUAAUUUGAGAUGCAUGAAAGGCAAACAUUCACUAGAGUUGGAAUUUUUCUAAGUUUAUGCAGAAAUAAGUAGCAUAUUUGACCUUCACCAUGAUUAUCAAGCACUGCUUUGAAAUUGUGUUGGUGCUGCUGGCCUCUACCACUGUCUUCUCUCUAGAUGUGAAACUGGUUCUCUUACAGCAAAGAAGAGUGAACCAAGAAAGCUUAAAACUCUUUAAGUUGCAAACCUCAUCAAUUCAGCAGUGUCUACAACACAGGAAAAAUUUUAUGCUUCCUCAGAAGUCUGUGAGUUCUCAAUAGCACCAUAAAGGAUAUACUCUGGCCAUUCUCCAUGAGAUGCUUCAGCAAAUCUUCUGCGUCUUCAGGGCUAAUAUUUCUCUGGAUGGCUGGGAGGAAAACCACAUGGAGAAAUUCCUCAUUCAACUUCAUCAACAUCCUCUGAGACCUUGA
This is a messenger RNA of Cebus imitator (Panamanian white-faced capuchin), 848 nucleotides long. It is a transcript of the gene IFNE, whose product is annotated as interferon epsilon. Gene Ontology annotation, cellular component: extracellular region. Lineage: Eukaryota; Metazoa; Chordata; Mammalia; Primates; Cebidae. The record is from RefSeq and is a predicted model, not a curated record. The transcript has a single exon. Gene Ontology annotation, molecular function: type I interferon receptor binding; cytokine activity. Gene Ontology annotation, biological process: T cell activation involved in immune response; cytokine-mediated signaling pathway; positive regulation of peptidyl-serine phosphorylation of STAT protein.